AUGGAUUUUCAACUACCAUAUUGUUUUUUCUUCCUUGUUCUUCUGCUGCUGCCAUUUUCUGGCAAUGGUCAGGCUCACAGCAACAUAUCUUCGGGCUUAUUUCUCACUGCUGCAAGUGAUAACCUUCCUUGGACUUCACCAUCUGGGGAAUUUGCUUUUGGAUUCCAACAAGUUGGUGAUGCUGGCUACCUACUUGCCAUAUGGUUCAACAAAAUACCCGAAAGAACCAUAGUCUGGUCAGCUAAUAGAAAUGAUCCAGUUCAGGGGGGAUCAAGAGUACAACUUACCAGAGAUGGAGAGUUGGUUCUAAAUGAUCAAUCAGGCAGAACAAUAUGGAGUCCAGUUUUUGGUGGAAGUGGAGCCGCCUAUGCAGCCAUGCUUGACACAGGAAACUUCGUGCUAGCAAGCCAAGCUGGUGCCAAUUUGUGGCAGAGUUUUGAUGAACCAACAGACACACUGUUGCCCACACAAAAUCUGAAUUUAGGUGCUCAACUAAUUGCUCCCUACCUGGAAAAGAAUUAUUCAGAUGGAAGAUUCAAGUUCAUUCUACAAGCUGACAGCAAUCUCGGACUGUACACAACACGUUAUCCAACAACUACCUCAAAUGUUGCUUAUUGGUCUCCCCAAAGUUCUACUGGAAGCGGUUAUAGGGUGAUCUUUAACCAGUCUGGCUAUAUGUACCUCGCAGACCAAAAUGGCAAUACGCUUAAUUCGGUAUUCUCUAAUUCAGUAUCAAUGCAAGAUUUCUACUUGAGGGCAACCCUGGACUAUGAUGGAGUUUUUAGGCAAUAUGCUUAUCCAAAGACUGCUUCCAGUAGCACAAGGUGGGCUAUGGCCUGGACGACUUUGCCAAACUUCAUACCCUCAAAUAUCUGCGUGGUAAUUAGGGGACCAGUAGGCAGUGGAGCUUGCGGUUUCAACAGCUAUUGCAUAUUAGGAGAUGACCAAAGACCAAGAUGCAAGUGUCCUCCUGGUUACACUUUCUUUGAUCCAAAUGAUGAGAGGAAGGGAUGCAAGAAAAACUUUAUUUCACAGGAUUGUGACCAUCCAUCGCAAGAAAUAGAUAACUUUAUGAUCUGGGAUAUGCUUAACACAAACUUUCCAUUUACUGAUUAUGAAGAUUUUUUUUCAGUGGACGAGGAUUGGUGCAGACAAGCUUGCUUGAGUGACUGCUAUUGUGCUGUUGCCACUUAUAACAGUGGACACUGUUGGAAGAAGAGAGGCCCUCUCUCGAAUGGGGUAACAGAUCCAAGUAUUGGUGAUAAAGCCCUGAUGAAAGUAAGGAAAGGCAACCGGACUGCAGGUUCAAGUGCAAAGAAGAGUGAUCGAUCAAUUUUGAUCACAACAGGAUCGGUGCUUUUAGGUAGCUCCAUCUUUCUAAUUGUUCUUUCUCUGCUAGGAAUCUACGUGUUCUUUACUCGAUGGAACCAACAAAAACAAAAGAUGGUACCGCAACUCCAUGUCAUGCCAGAAAUGAAUCUGCAGAAUUUUACUUACAAUGAGCUGGAAACAGCUACAGGAGGAUUCAAGGAAGAACUCGGUAGGGGUGCUUUUGGAAUUGUUUACAGAGGGGCACUAGCCAACGAAGACAAACCGCUCAUCGCAGUAAAGAAAUUAGAAAAGAUGGCCGGGGAGGGCGACACAGAAUUCAAUACAGAAGUGAAAGUUAUUGGCAGAACAAAUCACAAGAAUCUGGUUCAACUUGUUGGAUUCUGUAACGAAGGGGAAAAUCGCCUUCUGGUCUACGAGUACAUGAGCAGUGGCUCCUUGUCAAACUACAUAUUUGGAUAUACAAGGCCUAGUUGGCACCGAAGAAUGCAAAUUGCUUUCGGUGUAGCCAGAGGGCUACUUUACCUCCAUGAAGAAUGCAGCUCCCAGAUAAUCCAUUGUGAUAUCAAGCCUCAAAAUAUCCUCCUCGACGAAUCUCUUAACGCCAGGAUUUCAGAUUUCGGACUAGCCAAGCUGUUGAAGACGGACCAAACCAAAACAACGACAGGAAUCAGGGGGACGAAAGGGCAUUUUAUGGUGAGACAAGAUCCACAAAAUGAGGCACUAAUUAUGCUCCACUAUCUACCAAGUGGGAGUGGGUGGGAGUGGGGUAUUUGCCACAAUAAUGGCAAUUUCCUAACAUAUGUAGCUCCUGAAUGGUUCAAGAACCUGCCUGUCACAACCAAAGUAGAUACCUACAGCUUUGGCAUUCUCUUGCUGGAGCUAGUUUGCUGCAGAAAGAACUUUGAGAUUAAUGCAAUGCAAGAACAUCAGAUAGUUCUUGCAGACUGGGCAUGUGAUUGCCUUAAAGAAGGAAAGUUGAACCUUUUAGUAGAAGAAGAUGAAGAGGCAAUGGAAGACAUGAAAAGGGUAGAGAGGUUUGUGAUGGUUGCAAUUUGGUGCAUUCAGGAAGAUCCAUCUUUAAGACCUGGAAUGAAGAAAGUUGUGCAGAUGUUAGAAGGAGGUGUUCAAGUCUCUGUUCCUCCUGAUCCUUCAUCAUUUAUCAGCACAAUCUAA
Populus trichocarpa (black cottonwood) is the source of this 2505-nucleotide messenger RNA. Its product is annotated as G-type lectin S-receptor-like serine/threonine-protein kinase LECRK3. The transcript is spliced from 3 exons. Lineage: Eukaryota; Viridiplantae; Streptophyta; Magnoliopsida; Malpighiales; Salicaceae. Gene Ontology annotation, biological process: protein phosphorylation. The record is from RefSeq and is a predicted model, not a curated record. The coding region runs from base 1 to 2505 and encodes 834 amino acids. Gene Ontology annotation, molecular function: ATP binding; protein serine/threonine kinase activity.